Rotaria sp. Silwood2 is the source of this 483-nucleotide messenger RNA. The record is from the annotation of a GenBank genome assembly. NCBI's taxonomy places the organism in Eukaryota, Metazoa, Rotifera, Eurotatoria, Philodinida, Philodinidae.
AUGGUUCCUGAAGCGGCCACAAUUCGUACUCGAGCUCAAUUUGUGUCUGCCACCACUCCAACUAGCUCUCAAAAAACAAAGAAGACUUGGUCUGCUAGAAAGCUCGCUUUAGCCGCCCCCUCAACCAAUCUUCCAAUAUCAAUCGCACCGAAGAAGGAAGGUUAUGUGGGACGGCGACGAGUUGUUCUCAGUGAAGUUGGUCAAGACGCUAUUCGUUAUCACUUUCAUUUGAUUCUGGGUGAACGGCGCUACCCGACUGUUCGCAAUACUCUUGCAAGCCUUCUGAUGGAACAUCCCGAUUUUCCGAUCAAAUCUGAAACCACUCUUUGCCGACAAAUGAAACGACUUGGCUUUGGUUACAAGCAAAUGAGCAAACUGGCUGCUCAGAGAGGAGCUUAUUUUCGACGUCUUGAUGAUUUUCGAAAUGAUGGAGCAUUUAUUUAUUAUCAUGAUGAAACGUGGUGGAAUGUUGGUGAAGAGUAG